GCCACCACGUCGCCCGGGAACCGUCGAUUAAAAAAGAAGGGCAAACACUGAGUUGACUUAAGUGUGGAGAAGUCGCAGACUCAUACUCACAGGGUAAAGAUGCAGACACCAGCAGAGUCAAUCAUCCACAGUGGCUAUUUCCACCCGACGCUCCGAUUCUGGCAGACCUGUGCUGCAGAUUUAAGACCCGACAAUCUCAUCUACCCAAUCUUCAUCACAGAUAGUGCGGAUGCAGUAGAGCCCAUCAACAGUCUGCCAGGACAGGCCAGAUAUGGGGUGAACAAGCUGGAGGGAAUGCUGCGGCCGCUUGUGGAGAACGGCUUGAAGUGUGUGCUGAUUUUUGGUGUUCCAGCAAAGAUAACAAAGGAUGACAGGGGUUCAGGUGCCGACACAGACGAUACGCCGGCCGUACUGGCAGUGAAGAAGAUCAGAGCUUUGUUCCCAGAGCUGCUUGUGGCGUGUGAUGUCUGCCUGUGUCCCUACACGUCACAUGGACACUGUGGUAUCCUGAAUGAUGAUGGUACUCUGAACGGUGAUGCCAGCUGCCUGCGCUUGGCAGAAGUGGCGUUGGCCUACGCCCGGGCUGGCUGUCACAUCAUCGCCCCCUCUGAUAUGAUGGAUGGAAGAAUCAGAGCUAUAAAACAAGCACUGAUAUCCAAUGGUUUGGGAAAUAAGGUUUCAGUUCUGAGCUACAGUGCAAAGUUUGCCUCCUGUUAUUAUGGUCCUUUCCGAGAUGCUGCACAGUCCAAACCUGCGUUUGGGGACAGACGCUGCUAUCAGCUGCCUCCUGGAGCGAGAGGACUCGCCAUUCGAGCUGUGGAGCGAGAUGUGAGAGAAGGAGCUGAUAUGCUGAUGGUGAAACCAGGUCUGCCGUAUCUGGACGUCGUGAGGGACGUCAAGGACAAGUUCCCGUCUCACCCCUUGGCAGUGUACAACGUGUCAGGGGAGUUUGCAAUGAUGUGGCACGGAGCGCAGGCUGGAGCGUUUGACCUACGGGCUGCGGUGAUGGAGGCUAUGACCGCCUUCCGCAGAGCAGGUGCUGACAUCAUCAUCACCUACUACACACCUCAGCUGCUCACCUGGCUGAAGGAGUGAAGAACGAAGAUCUGAAGCCAAAGGAUGAAAACGGACCAACAGACAGACUUCUUUAAAACUACAAACCUGCUGUAGACUCAGCCAUGCUAACAAAACGCACUAAGGGUUAAUAAAUGUAUGAGAACAAGCUUCCACCUUGAUUUUUUCCAUUCAGUUUUGUGCUAACAAUUCAAAUAGUGUUUAUAUGGUGAUUAUUUUUUUAAAGGGAGUCCAGUGUCCAAGUGGAUACUGCUUUAAAGAAAAUAAAGGUUAGGCUAUUUUUCUUUUUCAGCUUCUGAAGCGUGACUAAUGAGCUGAACACUGGGAAUGUAAAACUUGAUCAUCUUGUCAGGGUUGUCAAGCAGGAAAUGUCUUUUAUGUGUCAUUGGGAUCAGCAUUAAACAAACUCAAUCAUCUCUCUUAACUCAUGUGAUUAUGGAAUGUAUAUGUGUGUGAAUGUGGACCAUGCAAAUGUCUGAUAUAUAUAUAUGUGACUGCUGCCUCAGCCAAAGCACUGUCAUCCCCCCAAAAAAGCUCUUAUCCACUGAAGGAAAUAAAAUCGUUCAUUCAGAA
Toxotes jaculatrix (banded archerfish) is the source of this 1647-nucleotide messenger RNA. It is a transcript of the gene alad, whose product is annotated as aminolevulinate dehydratase. Gene Ontology annotation, biological process: heme biosynthetic process. The transcript has 12 exons. Lineage: Eukaryota; Metazoa; Chordata; Actinopteri; Toxotidae. Gene Ontology annotation, cellular component: cytosol. The record is from RefSeq and is a predicted model, not a curated record. The coding region runs from base 100 to 1095 and encodes 331 amino acids. Gene Ontology annotation, molecular function: porphobilinogen synthase activity; zinc ion binding.